Molecule: messenger RNA, 402 nt
Organism: Racocetra persica
Lineage: Eukaryota; Fungi; Glomeromycota; Glomeromycetes; Diversisporales; Gigasporaceae
Source: the annotation of a GenBank genome assembly
UUCUAAUGGUAAUUCUCGUUUGAGUUUUACGGCUACUAGUUAUCAAAUAAUCAGUAAUCACUGUAAUUACUGCCGAACGGAAAAACUAGCCCACGAGAGCCUCUGCCCUUUUUUUGUUUCGGAUAAGAUUAACCAAGGAAUAAGCCAACAAACAGCCGAAGAAAAAGAGGCUAACCAAGAAACAGCCAUGAAUAGUCCCCUAGUUUACGAGUUAAUUGGAGAAAUCCGAGGCAAAACCCAAAAGAAGGUUUACCAAGGAAAACAGGCCGGAAGUUAUUAUUAUCGGUUAGAUUGUCGGAUUGAGAACAAAGACGGGAUAAAGGAGAUUUUUGCUUUUCGAGAAACAAUCCAAGACGAAGAAGCUUGGCAGAGCAUUGAGCAAUGCCAAUAUGUCGACAAAAG